Messenger RNA from Ziziphus jujuba (common jujube), 1803 nucleotides. RefSeq names its product protein WHAT'S THIS FACTOR 9, mitochondrial. The coding region runs from base 253 to 1536 and encodes 427 amino acids. Gene Ontology annotation, molecular function: RNA binding. The transcript has a single exon. The record is from RefSeq and is a predicted model, not a curated record. Lineage: Eukaryota; Viridiplantae; Streptophyta; Magnoliopsida; Rosales; Rhamnaceae.
GAAAAAAACAAAAAAGGGAAAAUAAAUUAGAAAAAUAAAAAAUGCUUCCGAUGCGCCGCGUACUGGUUAAGCUGAAGCAAAAAACACCGCGGCAAGCCCAAUCAAUGCCAUUUUGAAGGAGCCUCUAGGUCCCAAUUAAUUUUAGGGUUUUAUCUCCCAAAAACCAAAUUCACUAAUGAAAUAAAAAGUUCAAAAAUCUCAUUCUGGGUGUUGCAAUUCUUCAUUGACACUCUCAUCUACAGCCGCAAAAACAUGAACUUGAAAAUAAAAAGUUGUCUAUUCAAUUUGCUAAAAUCAAACCCUCCUCCAUUUCAGCCCACCACCAAUCCCGCUCUUCACCAACACCAUCAAUGGCGAGGCAUAGCCAAGGUCCGAUUGAAAUGGGUCAGGAACCGAAGCCUUGACCACAUCAUAGACAUCGAGACCGAUCUCAAAGCCGCUUCUCUCCUCAAAGACGCAAUCAAGCGCUCACCCACCGGAUUUCUCACCGCUAAGUCCUUCGCCGAUUGGCAAAAACUGCUCGGCCUCACUGUCCCAGUUCUUCGAUUCGUUCGCAGGUACCCAACUCUGUUCCACGAAUUCCCACAUACCCGAUACGCCAAUUUGCCUUGUUUCAAAUUGACCGAGACUGCGCUCUUGUUGGAUUCUCAAGAACAGAGUAUACACCAAACCCAUGAGAAUGAUACCGUGGAAAGGCUUUGCAGAUUGCUAAUGAUGGCGAAAACCAGGACUUUACCUUUCCAAUCGUUGUAUCCGAUGAAAUGGGAUCUGGGUUUGCCUGAUAAUUUCGAGAAAACAUUGAUUCCCAAAUACCAGGAUCAUUUUCGACUCGUUAAGGCCUCUAAUGGGUCAGAUUGCUUGCGUCUGGCAAAGUGGAGAGAAGAAUUUGCUGUGUCUGCAUUGCAGAGGAGCAAUGAGAAUGCUGAAGUUGGGGAUGAGUAUAGGCAAUUCAAGAGGGGACAGACAACUUUAGCAUUUUCGAUGAGUUUUCCACGAGGUUAUGGAGCUCAAAAAAAGGUUAAGGCUUGGAUGGAGGAAUUUCAGAAACUACCAUAUAUCUCUCCCUAUGAGAAUUCAAGGCAUAUUGAUCCUCACAGUGAGCUUAUGGAGAAAAGAGUUGUUGGGGUUUUACAUGAGCUAUUGAGCUUGACUGUUCAUAAGAAAACCAAGAGAAACUACUUGAGAAGCGUGAGAGAGGAAUUGAAUCUUCCUCAUAAGUUUACAAGAAUUUUUACACGGUAUCCUGGGAUUUUUUACCUAUCGUUGAAGUGUAAAACUACAACUGUUGCUCUAAAAGAAGGAUACCAGAGAGGAAAACUGGUAAAUCCACAUCCACUUGCACGUCUUAGAGAAAAGUUUUACCAUGUUAUGAGGACAGGGCUUCUUUAUCGUGGUAAAGGUGUGAACUUUUUACCUCAGGAAGAUCUUUUGUUGAAGAGUGCAAGUGACGAAGAGGAAGAGGAAGAGGAAGAGGAAGAGGAAGAGACAGGGGAUGAAUGCUAUGAAGAAAUUUCGGAAGUGGAAGAGUCUGACUAAAAGAAUCAGAUCAAACAUCUGUCUAGAAAGUUUAAACCAGUGAUCAUUAGCUUCGAAGUUGAAGAAUUUCUAGGAAAAAGAUAAUGGAUUUAGAUUGCUCUCAUAUGUUAAGUUUGAGGGUGUAUAAUCAAUAUUGUACUGUUGAUCUUAAACUAAAAAGACUUUUACUGAUCAUUUUUGCUAAUUGGUCAUCCAAUUUAUGCAGCAAGAACGUGUAAGUACCAUAUGAUGAAGAUUGCGAAAUGUAUAGUUUUUUCUCAUAUCCAA